AUGACCGCAGCUUCCCACCCACCUGCACCAUUGUCUUCGCUGCCUUCUGACCUGUUGAGGCGUCUCUCCUGGGCUCCCAAAGUCGUGGCAGAAAUGGAGUCUCCAGGCUGUGUCACCUCACCUCUCACUCAGCCGCAGAGACGAGGAACAAACAUGGCGGCAGAGCCUUAUCUUGCCGCCCUGCCUUCCACCUGCACUGGUCAUUGGACAGUUUUGGAGCCAAGGAAUGGCCUUUGGAAUUGGCUCAGUAUCAAUGCUUCCUCUGGUAAAUUUGUGCAGGUGUCUGAAUUUGGAAUACUUAUUGAAUCCUGUCUGGAUCAACCAGCAAUGUUCUGUGACUGUUAUAGACACUGGCUUCCCCCACUUGUCAGUGUCUUGGAUGGCACCAGCUGCUUUUCUAGAAUGAAACAGAGAGCACAUAUGGAUGGAGAUGUGAUGAUUGCUGGGUUUUUCCCUCUCUAUACUUUGGGAAGAGAUCACAGUGUCAGUGAUACUUCUAAGCAAGAAAAGAACACACAGAUUGCCUUCAAGAACUACCAGUUUGUUCUGGCCUUGGCUUUUGCUGUUGAGGAAAUCAACAAGAACCCUGAUCUUUUAUAUAACAUGACUCUGGGAUUUGAUAUUUAUAAUGCUGAUUUCAGAGCUUGGUCAACACUUGAGAAUCCCUUUGUUUGGCUUUCUGGGCAGUACAAGAUCCCUAAUUACACCUGCAUGAGAGAAAGUAACUCUGUAGCAGUACUCACAGGAAUAUCAGCAAUAACAUCUGCCCAGAUUGGGACACUGCUGGAACUCUAUAAGUUUCCUCAGCUUACCUUUGGGCCUUUAGAUCGUGUCCUGAGUGAACAAAGCAAGUUUCCUUCUCUCUAUCAGAUGCCCCAAAAGGACACAUCACUAGCCAUUGCCAUGGUCUCCUUGAUACUUCAUUUCAGCUGGAACUGGGUAGGGCUAUUGAUCUCACUAGAUGAAAAUAGUUUGUGGAUAAUUUCAGAACUGAGAGAAGAGAUGGCUAAGAACAGAGUUUGUGUAGCCUUUGAGCAUGUGAUUUCAAGCAAUAUGUUCAUGGAAGUAACAAAUUACAUAAGAUUCCAUCACCAGAUUAAUAACUCAUCAGCAAAUGUAUUUAUCAUUUAUGGUGAUAAUGAACACCUACUAAACUUAACGCUGUAUUUUGGGCAAUUUUUAAUGACAGGCAAAGUUUGGCUCAUGACUUCACAGAGUGAGUUAUUCAUCAGUAGAAGAUAUUUCAUGUUAGGCUCAUUCCAUGUCCAUCUCAUUUUUUCACACCACCAUCCAGACAUUUUUGGGUUUAAGAAUUAUGUCAGGGAAGUUAAUCCUUCCAAACACCCAGAAGACUUUUAUCUUGCUCGGCUGUGGGUUCUUUCUUUUAAUUGCUCAUAUUCUGAAUCUGACUGUGUAACAUGGGAGAACUGUCCCCAGGAUGCCUCCUUGGAAUGGUUGCCUGGACACAUUUUUGAAAUGGCCAUGUCUGAAGAGAGUUACAAUAUAUAUAAUGCUGUGUAUGCUGUGGCCCACACAAUUCACAAGAUGCUUCUUCAUCAAACAGAGGGAAAUGGGAAAGGGAUAGUGCCUUCUCCUGUCCAGGUAAUAUCUUGUUUGAAACUGCACCCUUUUCUGAAGAAGAUCCAAUUUCAUAAUCCUGCUGGAGACCUAGUGAUUUUGGAUGAGAAAGAGAAAUUAGAAGCAGAGUAUGACAUUGUGAACAACUGGAAUUUUCCAGAAGGUCUUGAAGUUAAGGUGAAAGUAGGACUAUUUUCUCCAUAUGCUCUACAUGGUCACCAACUGUCAAUAUCUGAAGAUAUGAUAGAGUGGGCCAUAGGAACUACUGAGACCCCAUACUCAGUUUGCAGUGAGAGUUGUGAUUCUGGAUUCAGGAAAUCCCCUCAGGAGGAAAAGGCUGCCUGUUGCUUUGAUUGUAUCCCUUGCCCAGAGAAUGAGAUUUCUAAUGGGACAGAUAUGGAACAGUGUGUGAAUUGUCCAGAGCACCAAUAUGCCAACACAGAGAGAAACCAGUGUCUCCUAAGAGUUGCAAGUUUCUUGGCUUAUGGAGAACCCUUGGGCAUGGUCCUGGCCUGUAUGGCUCUCUGCUUUUCCACACUCACUGCUGCUGUACUUGGGGUUUUUGUGAGGUAUCAAGACACUCCCAUUGUCAAGGCCAAUAACCGGGCUCUCAGCUACAUUCUGCUCAUCUCCCUCAUCUUCUGUUUCCUCUGUUCCUUGCUAUUUAUUGGCCGUCCCAACACAGUCACCUGCAUCCUGCAGCAGAUCACAUUUGGAGUUGUGUUCACUGUGGGUGUUUCUACUGUCUUGGCCAAAACGCUGACUGUGGUUUUGGCCUUUAAGGCCACUUCUCCAGGAAGAACGAUAAGGUGGCUGCUGGUAUCAGGGGCUCCUAACUUCAUCAUCCCUAUCUGCACUUUGCUCCAAGUGACUCUUUGUGGAAUCUGGUUGGGAAUCUCUCCACCUUUUCUUGACACAGAUGCACACUCUGAACAUGGCCACAUAAUCAUCCUGUGCAACAAGGGCUCCCUCACUGCCUUCUACUGUGUUCUGGGAUACCUGGGAACCCUGGCCCUGGCCAGCUUCACUGUGGCUUUUCUGGCCAGGAACCUGCCUGAUACCUUCAAUGAAGCCAAGUUCCUGACAUUCAGCAUGCUGGUGUUCUGUAGUGUGUGGCUCACCUUCCUUCCUGUCUACCACAGUGCUAAGGGGAAGGUCAUGGUGGCCGUGGAGGUCUUCUCCAUCUUGGCCUCCAGUGCAGGCCUCCUGGGCUGCAUUUUUGCCCCCAAGUGCUACAUCAUCUUGUUAAAGUCAGAUAGAAAUUCUCUGCAUGGCUUCAGGAAUAAAGCACCUAAACAGAAAAAUAAGAUUUAA
This is a messenger RNA of Dipodomys spectabilis (banner-tailed kangaroo rat), 2892 nucleotides long. Its product is annotated as vomeronasal type-2 receptor 116-like. The record is from RefSeq and is a predicted model, not a curated record. The coding region runs from base 1 to 2892 and encodes 963 amino acids. Gene Ontology annotation, molecular function: G protein-coupled receptor activity. Gene Ontology annotation, biological process: G protein-coupled receptor signaling pathway. The transcript has 9 exons. Lineage: Eukaryota; Metazoa; Chordata; Mammalia; Rodentia; Heteromyidae. Gene Ontology annotation, cellular component: membrane.